Nicotiana tabacum (common tobacco) is the source of this 462-nucleotide messenger RNA. The record is from RefSeq and is a predicted model, not a curated record. NCBI's taxonomy places the organism in Eukaryota, Viridiplantae, Streptophyta, Magnoliopsida, Solanales, Solanaceae.
AUGGCUAGUUUGAGUCCGGAUAAUUCUUUUGCAAAUUAUGAUAAAGAUAGAAUUAUGAAACCUGCUACACUUUAUCCUCAUGAGUUUAGUAGUUCAAAGAUUGAAGAUCUCAGCUACGAGCUUGACAACUAUAUUCUCUUUGUGAAUGAAGACAAUGAUUUCUCUAACUUGAAAGGACUUGGAGAUCUUUCGGAAACACUAGUUGAAACAGAUUUGUACAAGACUUGGAGACUUAUUUUUUUGCUUGUGAAGUUAAGUCUGAUGUUGCUUGUCGCUAUUGCAAUGGUAGAAAUAGCUUUUUCUUCAAUGAAGUACAUCAAAAAUGACUUGCGUAGAGGAAUUGGCACAACAACUGGCUAUUACUCAGCUGUAAAGUCACCAGAAACUCCUAGCACAGUAGCACCGGGGACAGCUCUCCAUCUAAACAGGUACCGGAGAGAUCGAGUAACAACGGGUCGAUGA